AUGAAGGAUAAUCAGGUCAAUUUAUUUUUUGUAUCUGGUUUACCAUCGGAUGUUACAGAAAAUGAAAUAAAGAAUUAUUUUUUGCCUGACCAUGAAUUAAGCCAUUGCACAUUACAUAGUACUCACUGUGGAAUAAAUAGUUGUUAUGGUUAUGUGGGACUGAAAAGCAAAGAAUUGGAUAUUCAAGAAUAUGUAAAAAAUAAAAAAUUAAAAAAUAAGGAUAUAUUUAUUGAACUUAUUGAAGAAGAGAAUGAAGAGGAUAAUAAUAUAAAUGAUGAUGAUAAUAAUAAAUAUGAUGAUGAUAAUAAUAAAUAUGAUGAUGAUAAUAAUAAAUAUGAUGAUGAUAAUAAUAAAAAUGAUGAUGAUAAUAAUAAAAAUGGUGAUGAUAAUAUAUGUGAUGAUGAUAAUAAAUAUGAUGAUGAUAAUAAAAAUAAUAUGUAUGAAGAGCAAAAUAAUAUUUGUUAUAAUAAUGAAGAUGUAACAGAUGAGAAAUCGAAAAAAAGUAAUUAUAUUAAAUUAAAAAAAAACAAAGAAAACAAGAAACAUAUAAAAAUUAUCAACAAAAAUGGAGAUAUAACAAAAGAAGGAUUAUCCAUUUUGGAAAAUAUGAACAUGCAAGAUGUUGUAAUAUUAAUAAUUAAAAUUCAAGAAUUAGUACGUAUGGAUCCACAAACAGCUAUUAAAAUGUUGAAUGAAAAUAAGACUAUUUAUUAUUCCUUGAUACAUGCUCUUUUUUUUUUUGGAAUAUUAAAUGUAGAAAUAACUCCAUUAGAUAACGAAGAAAUUAAAGAAAGCCAUUUUUAUCGAAUGAAAAAUUAUUUUCAGUAUAUUUGUAUGAACGAUGAAAAAUCUACAAUGCAAGAUUUUAAGGAACCUAAAACGAAUGUGGAUAAUCAAAGUGAAAAUGAUUGUGGUGAUGAUUCAUCUUAUGAAUAUGAAGAAAUGAUAAAUGAAGAUAUAAUAAGUGUGGAAGAAAAUUAUAAUGAAGACGAAAGAAAUGACAACACUUUGGUGAAUAAUAUGGAUAAUACAUUUGAUAGUGAUCAUGUAAUUUGUGAUGAUGAUAAUAAAAUAUAUAAUAAUGAUGAUAAUACAUAUGAUGAUAAUAAUUAUGAUGAUAAUAAUUAUGAUGAUAAUAAAUAUGAUGAUAAUAAUUAUGAUGAUAAAAAUGAUCGUGAUAAUUAUCAUCCUAAUUUAAUAAAUAAAAAACAUAUACAUGUAAAUAAAAAAACUUUAUAUAAUAACCAUCAACCUUAUAUAACUAAUAUGAAGAAUGACAAAAAAAGGAAAAUUCAGGAAACUCCGAAGACCCUAUUAAAAGAUGUGAACAAUAAUUAUGGUGAUAAUAACAUGAAAUAUGAAGAUAUAUAUUAUAAUAUGAAUAAUGAUACGAGUAUGGAAUGUAAUAAUAUGAAGGGUGUGAAUAAUCAUAACCAGUUUAUUAUUAACAUGAGAAUGAAAAAUAAUAAACAAAAAAAAGAUUAUCCUUAUAAGUCUGUAAUGCAAGAAUAUAUAAAAGGAAAUGAUUUAUCGAACAAUAAUAAUAAUAUUAAUGGUUGUGGAAAUGUAUCCUUAUCAUCAGACAAAAGGAAAGGUAAUUUAUACGGAAAUAAUAAAAUCAACAUGAAUAAUAAUAAUAAUAAUAAUAAUAAUAAUAAUAUUAAUAAUAGUAAUAAUAGUAAUAAUAGUAAGAAUAUUCCACCAAAAGGUAUGCCCAAACCACUCUAUAGCUUUAUUAAAAAUAAAGACCUUAACAGAAAUCCUAUUAAUUAUGAUGCAAAAGAUUUUGUUGAGAAUGUAAAGGAGAAUGCUGCAGAUUGUGGGGAUACAUUAUUACAUAAUUAUAAUAACAACAGCAAUAAUAAUAAUAGUAGUAGUAGUAAUAAUAAUUUGUACAAGUCAAAUAAGGAAGCGAAAAACCAUAACGAGAAUCUACAUUUUUAUAACACAACAAAUUAUAAGGUUAACAAUAAUAAUAAUAAUAAUAAUAAUAAUAAACAACAACUCUAUAGAAAUAAUACAGAUAUGAGAUGUGAGAAUUUGCCGGAUCGAUUAAUAAACAAAAUGAAACAUAUAAAUAAUCAAAGAAGAGGAAUCAAAUUAAUAGACAGAAAAAAUAAUCCUUCAGAAGAUAAUUAUAAUACAAAUAAAAUUAAAAUUAAAUGUAUUAAUAUUGAAGAAGAAAAAAAAAUAAAUAACAAAAACAAUAAUAAUAAUAACAAAAACAAUAAUAAUAAUAAUAAUAAUAAUAAUAAUAAUAACAAAUUGUUAACAAGCGGAAUUAAUAGUAAUCAUCUAACUCUACUUCUUAAGAAAUUAAAAAUUUCUUUGAAGGAUAUACCAUAUGCUGAAGAAGAUUUAGUCAAAGAAAUAAUAAAUGAGAAAUCAAUUCUUCAAAAUAUAUUAAUAAGUAAAUAUGUAGACAUGUUAAAUUGGACAAGUGAACAAGUAUUACGUGUAUUAUCCAUAAGAAAAUCAUUAAAGAGAAUUGGUUAUAAUAUAAACGGUAUUAUAUAA
Messenger RNA from Plasmodium falciparum 3D7, 2517 nucleotides. RefSeq names its product putative partial CSTF domain-containing protein. Gene Ontology annotation, molecular function: nucleic acid binding. The record is from RefSeq and is a predicted model, not a curated record. Lineage: Eukaryota; Apicomplexa; Aconoidasida; Haemosporida; Plasmodiidae.